UCUUUCCCCAUCUGCUCCUAACGAGUUAAAAUAAACGAGCCUCUUCCUAGACCAGCCUUUAUGGAAGGGAAGAGGGUGGCUUGAAACCCUUCCUUUCCUAGCCUUUAUUACCCUCUCCUGCAGGGAAGGCAAUCUGGUUUUUCCAGGCUGAGCAGAUUUGGGGAGGCUUUGCUGCCAGUGCAUUCAGUGUAGCCCAACUUGUUGCCGAAGGAAAUGGCUUCUGUGGAGGAUGGAAGGGAGUCGCCAGAAGGACUCCAGGAAAAUGAAAUGAAGAUGGAGAGGAUGGAUCUGUUAGAGUCCGAACUUGGACAGGGCACCUCUUCCACCAUCUUGGGACAUCGACGUGGAGGAGAGACGUUAGCCCACUUUGUGCCAAACUUAAGGGACGAGGCCCGGAAGACUGGUGACACCAACACCAUGGGAAGCGUCCAAGAUGCGGAGGAAGAAGAGGAGGAGGAUCUCCCGGAGGCCGACAGUCCAGAAGCCCAUCGCCAGCUCUUCCGACAGUUCUGUUUCCGAGAGGGCGAGGGUCCCCGGAGAGCUUGCCGUCGCCUCUGGGAGCUUUGCCACGGGUGGCUGGAGCCCGAGAGGCGCACCAAGGAGCAGAUCCUGGAGCUGGUGGUCCUGGAGCAGUUCCUGGUCGUUCUGCCCCACAGGAUCCGGCACCGGGUGCAGGAAGGCGGGCCAGAGAACUGUGCCCAGGCUGUAGCCCUGGCAGAGAGCUUCCUGCUGGAGCCACCAGAGGAACAGGUACCAGGGACAUUCAAGGAAGAUGGCAGCAAUUCUCUCAGUGCAGAGAUGGGUUUACCAGAUACUUGGAAGAGGAUGUCUCUCAGUUUGGUCAAACAGGAAAAUGAAGGAGAGGUCACUCUUUUAGGAGGUGACAAGAGGCUCCGCAGGGCAAAGGCAAGCCGGGGAGAAAAUCCUGGGGAAGUGCAAGCCUACGGGACAUUUCCUGGAGACGACGCCUCUCACUUUGCUGACCGGAGUGAAGCAGCUUCCAAUAGCAGAAAAGGAACUAGUCCCGACAAACCGUGGGUUCGAAUAGGCAAGCGUGGUGUUCCGGAAAAUAAAAACACUCGUUUGGCAGACAGACGGUAUCAGUGCACCUUCUGUGAGAAGAGCUUUAAGCACCGGUCCACGCUGACGGUCCACCAGCGAACCCAUACGGGUGAGCGGCCGUAUACCUGCUCACACUGCGAGAAAAGCUUCAUGCAUCGGUCCAAUCUUAUCGUUCACGAGAGAACCCACACGGGUGAGAAGCCCUACAAGUGCCUGGAUUGCGGGAAGAGCUUCGGCCACCGCUCCAACCUGAUCGCCCACGAGACGGUCCAUGCGGCUGGGGCGCUGUACCAGUGCGUGGAGUGCGGCGAACGCUUCGAGCACCUCUCCCACCUCAAUGCCCACAAGCCGGUCCACUUGGAGGAGAAGCCCCACGAAUGCACCGACUGUGGGAAGAGCUUCAAGCAGCGGUCGGCGCUCACAGACCACAAGCGCACCCACCGCGGGGAGAAGCCGCACAAGUGUUCCCAGUGUGGGAAGACCUUCAGCAAGCGGUCCGCCCUCAUUGUCCACGAGAGAAGCCACGCGGGGGGAAAGCCCUACCACUGCUCAGAUUGCGGGGAGAGCUUCAACGAUAGGUCGGUUCUUGUGGCUCAUGAGAGGAUCCAUGUUGGGGAGAGACUUUGCUCGCAGCUGGCUCCUUAUUACACAAAAUGGACUUCUGGUGUCCAGUUCAAGGAGGAGAUUGACAAGGUGGAAAAUGUCCAGAAGAGGGUCACCAAGAUAAUAAAAGAUUGGAAAUCCAAGUCUUAUGGGGACAGGCACCUGGACGGAGCACUCGUACGGCUUCUCGCCCGUGUGGAUCCUCUUGUGGACAAUGAAGUUGGAGUAAUCGUUGAAGCGCUUCCCGCAGGCUGGGCACUCGUACGGCUUCUCUCCCGUGUGGAUCCUCUUGUGCCGGGUGAGGCUGGACCCGGUGUUGAAGCCCUUCCCGCAGAAAUCUUCAGCCAGGAUCACCGCUUGGGUGCAGGUCUGGGGGCUACAUUCCCGGACCCAGCUCUGCAUCUCCGAGGGCAGGACAGCCAGAAACUGCUCCAGGAUCACCAGCUCCAAGAUCUGCUCCUUGGUGUGCCUCUCAGGUUUCAGCCACUGGUGGCAGAGCCUCCGGAGAUGCCGGCAGGCCUCACGAGGCCCGUCAGUUUCCUGUUGACCAGCGAGAGGGCGAGGGCGAGAGCGGCCGCAGGGGUGGCAGGGAGGCCUCCCUGGGUGCUGCAGGGCGGAUGGAUUAUAUGCACAGAUGUUGGGAAGGCAACACUCAGUCCGAACGCUCUUGAGACAUUUCCUAGAAGAGCCAAAGGGAUGGCCACACUUGGUAGCGAUUCCGAAGAAGGCUCCGAAAGGCCACCUGGUGACCACCUGAAGGAAACCAAAGUCCAGUUCAUUAAUUCUUCCGGAGGAUACGUUGAGGCGGAGGACUACCUGGCCCAGCAUAGCAUCAUCAAGACGGAGGUCGAAGAGGAUGGUUAUGAAAGUCUGCAGAACUUUGGUUGGAGCCCAGUUCUCGUGAGGAGCCCCACCAAAAUGACGGGAGAGAAACCUCACCGGUGCUCGGUCUGCGGGAAGACCAUCUCCACCAAAGCCAAGCUCAUCAUCCACGAAAGAACCCACACGGGGGAGAAGCCCUUCGUGUGCUCAUACUGCGGGAAGCGUUUCAACCAGCAGGCGCACCUCAACGGUCACCAAAGGACCCACACAGGGGAGAGGCCCUACAAGUGCGUUGACUGUGGGAGGAGCUUCAGCGACGGGACGUCCUUCAAGCGGCACCAGCGGAUCCACACGGGAGAGAAGCCCUAUGAGUGUGCGGACUGCGGGCGGUGUUUCCGCGACACCACGGGCAUCAAGCGGCACAUGAUUGCCCACAUGGCCAAGAAGCCCCACAAAUGUGAGGAUUGUGGGAAGAGCUUCCUGCACCGCUCGGAGCUUAUGAAACACGAGAAAAGGCACCCCAGGGAAAAGCCGUACGGGUGCUCAGUCUGCGCACAGAGCUUCAGUAAGCCCCUGUACCUUUUUCGGCAUGGGAUCGUCCACGUUCGAGAGCAGCGGGAGCACCAGCAGCACAUGAAGGGCUUUCCUCCCGAAAACCAAGGGGUUGUUCCCUCAGAGGGAUCCGAUGGGAUCAGGGUCCCGAUUCCGAAAUGUGCUGCAAUGCGCAUGGAAGGCGGGAGGACCUUCCGGUGCUCGGAGUGUGGCAAGAGCUUCAGUCAGCAAACCAACCUGGUGGUCCACUGGCGGACUCACACCGGGGAGAAGCCCUACAAAUGCUCGGAUUGCGAGAAAACCUUCGGCGACCGGACCUCCUUGAGGCGGCAUAAGAGGAUCCACACGGGCGAGAAGCCCUAUCAGUGCUCCGAGUGCGGGAAGCGCUUCAACGACAGCACCUCCUGCAAGAGGCACAAGACCACCCACACGGGCGAGAAGCCACAUAAGUGCGAACAUUGUGGGAAAAGCUUCAUGUAUCAAAUUCAACUGAAUAAACACAAGAGGUGCCACGCAGGAAAGGCCCUGAAAUAAACGUGCCAACUUGAAGGGGAAUAUUUUUUUUCCGACUCGACAUACAUUCAUGUUACCCCUUGGAGAAGGGAUGCCCAGGGCUGCCCCAACAGAAGCAGCCUGAGAUUUCUGUAUCGGGUGCAGACGUGAUACAGAGCAAGCGCCAGUCUUAUCCUCCUUGGAAGCCAUCAACUACCACGUCUUGUGGUAGCGAGUUGCAGAAGUUAAUAAUGUGCAGUAUGAAGAAUUGUCUUUUGUUUUUCCUCGUCCGAGCUGAACCUAUUGACUGUUUCGUUCGGAUGACCAAAAGUUCUCAUUUUCCCUAGACAGAUGUUCUCUGUCCACUUUCUCCAUACCAUUCAUAAUGAAUUUUCUAGCACAUCCUUUCACUUAGUCUUCCCUGUGUGUUAGCCUCUCCUUGUAGUGGGGUGGGAUGGGAAUGGAUUGAUCCAACCCCCUAAUGUAAUUUUGGUUUUUCUGUGCUGGGCCCAGCCCAAUAUUAAAAUAAAAAGCAAACAUUAACUUAUAAUGGAUCCUGGCCUGACGUUCCUAUGUUUGAAGGUGUGCUGGUGAAGGUAUUAGUAAACUCUCCCUUGUCUCCCAACUCCCUAUUGGUAAAGGUCAACUUGUAAAUUAUCUGUGAAAUAAAUAAUAAAAAAGAUGUGUCAAAGAGGA
This is a messenger RNA of Anolis sagrei ordinatus, 4227 nucleotides long. Lineage: Eukaryota; Metazoa; Chordata; Lepidosauria; Squamata; Anolidae. The record is from RefSeq and is a predicted model, not a curated record.